AUGGCUCUCUGGACAUCGUCCUACCCGGUCGACACGGGCGACCGGGACCCCAGCUUCGCCUGGCCUGACACCGACGUUCCCAGCGCCGGCCUCGACGAAUCCCAGCACGACCUCUUUGCUCAGUUCCUCGACUUUGAGGCCGGCCACGGCAGCACCUCGUCGGCCACCGUCGCCGUCGCCGAGCCGUUUUACAUGGACCCUUCCCACCACCACCACCACCCUCACCACCAUGCUCAUGGCGAGAGCAGCACAACCUCGUCCGGCGUCUCCAACGCAGACGAAUUUGACUUUCUGUCGUCGAGCUCCAACCCCGGUGCCGCCGGCUAUGAUGUUGACCCCAGCACCCUCGCCAUGUUCGCGCAGGACCCCGCAGCCAUGUAUUCAACCACCAGCGGCGUCACCGUCUCCGACACGGAGCUAGAGCGUCUGGAGGGCAUCUCACUGCACUCACCGAAAAAGGGCGACGGGACGUUUGCGGAUCGCGCCGCCUCGCCGACGCCCGUCGCCGCCCCGGCCAUCGCGGUCAACGCCACCACCAACGCCGCAAACACCACCACCAACGCUCGCAGGAGCAAGAAGAUCGUGGACGCCCUCUCGUCGACGUUUCGCAAGGCCACCACAAUGCGCAAGACGCGCAAGGUCAGCCAGACCCUGCAGCGCGCCGUCUCCCCAAGCAUGGAGAACCCGCCCAUGGCCAUUAAGCCCGGCAGCGCGCAAUCGGCGGCCCCCGUCCCCCGCGGCCGCCGCGCUCACCGCGCCCACACUCAGCAUGCCCUGCAGCACCAGCAGCAGCAGCACCAGCACCAGCAGCAGCAGGCGCACCAAAUUUCUGAGUCCCCCCCUAUACUGCAGAUUAAUACCGGUCUCGCCAACAGCGGCGGCUUCGUUGCGGGCCAGUUUGAGGACCCCUUUGGCGGGGAGAUUUCGCCGACGCACGCGCCGCAGCCGCAAUCGCAGCCGCCGCAGAUGCGGUACUACAGCCAAGGUGGUCUCGGCACGCCUCUGGACUCGCCGACGCGCAGCGCCGCCAUGCUCCAGCAACAGUGGCAGCAGCAGCAGCAGCAGCAGCACAACGGCGCGCAGCAACAUCAGUGGUCGGCGGCCAGUAGCCAGCAGGAACUCUGGUGGGGAGGCGCCGCCGGUGGAGGAGCAAUUGAAGCCAAGAAUAUAGACGCAAAUAUGGCCAUGCACUCGCAGCACGGCGAGCUGCCGUACGAUGUACACGCCGACGCCGGUCGCGUGGCCCCCAACGGGCUCUUGAUUCACAUGCCACAGCCGCGCCCCGGCAGCAGCAGCGUCCACGAUCUCUCACUCAACGCGCACACGUAUCUGCCGCCGCCGCCACCGGUGCCCACGGAGAAUACACGCUCUGCGAGGCCGCCCCGUGCCCCGUCUUCUGGCGCGCGACACCACCACCGCACCACGUCUUCGAGUCCGAUGCGCAAGCAGCGCGGUACAUCGGUCUCGCCCUCGCCCGGCGGCAACGGCAGCGGCGGUGGCACACGGCAGUCGCGGCACAGCUCCGGCGGGUCAGCCGCAUCAUCCUCGCAGCGUAGCGCCUCGGGUCGCGUUAGCGUGCCCGGCACUCCGAGUAGCAGCGGCAUCAAGAAGCGGCGGUCACGAGACGCUGGCAGCGGUAGCUUUUCCGCGGACGAAGCCGGUGGGUUUACACUUGUCGGCGGCGGCGGCGGUGGUGGUGGAGGUGGAGGCGGAGGAGGCAUUGGAUUCGUGAAUUUCACGCCCAAUGACGGCGGUGUGCUCAUGACGGGCGUGGCGCCUAGCGGAAGCUCCAAGACAAAGGCGCGGCGCGAAAAAGAGGCACAGGAGCGCAGGAGACGCCUGAGCGAGGCAGCGAUGAAGGCGGUGGCCGCGGCGGGAGGGGAUAUCCGGAAGCUCCGCGAGCAAGGGUUUGAGCUUUGA
Molecule: messenger RNA, 1920 nt
Organism: Beauveria bassiana ARSEF 2860
Lineage: Eukaryota; Fungi; Ascomycota; Sordariomycetes; Hypocreales; Cordycipitaceae
Exons: 1
Coding region: 1-1920 (639 amino acids)
Source: RefSeq, a predicted model, not a curated record